This is a messenger RNA of Leishmania major strain Friedlin, 3090 nucleotides long. RefSeq lists its product as hypothetical. NCBI's taxonomy places the organism in Eukaryota, Euglenozoa, Kinetoplastea, Trypanosomatida, Trypanosomatidae. Gene Ontology annotation, molecular function: metal ion binding. The transcript has a single exon. The record is from RefSeq and is a predicted model, not a curated record. Bases 1 to 3090 code for a protein of 1029 amino acids.
AUGUCCGGCUUCGAUUCCCAUGGCAAGGCCAUGGGAGAGGCGCAAUCCGAUAGGCAAAUGAGCACCUCGUCGCUCACCGCUGCAGCACGAGCUACCCCCAAUCCGGCCGCAGCGGACGGUGGCGCUGUCGCCCAUGCCGGCGGUUCCCCUGUGGAUAACGAGAUGGACGAGCACGUGCCACCAGUCAUUGCCCACGUCCGCAAGAACUUCGGCGUACUCGCCCCUACCAUUGAGCCCUUCAUCUACCGUAGCGGUUGCCUCAACAAGUCAGUGGUAGACGUGUACAACAACCUGUCGCGCAACUACAUCGCCAUUGUAGACGCUGCCCUCAAGCAGGUAGGGUUUGAAGAGUUCACGAUGCAGAUGCAGAUCAUGCUGACCCAGAUUCUGUCUGAGGAGUUUGGCGAAGAUACAGAGUACCUCGUCAACACCAUCCUCACCUACACCGGCGCCGACUCCCUGUUCGUCUCCCUUCUCUCGAAAUCUAUGCUGGACCAGGUCAUCACGUACGCGCAAUCGAUCAUGAGCGGCAACAUGUAUGGCAUGAGCUACAACAUGCAGAGCGGCGGAGGUGGCGGUAGUCGCGGUACUGAGGGUGUCGGUAAUAGUUACUACCGUGGUGCCCAACAGCAUCACGGAUACCGUGGUGUCGGUGAGAACGGCUCAUCGCGCGAUCUUCGCGGCAGCUCCGUCGCCGCCAGCCCUCCUCAUCAGGACGGGUCCACACCUCAAAAGCCGUACCGCAGCAGCGGCCUCCCACCCCACUCCAGCGACCCAGGCAGGGAGCGCAGCAGCGAUGAUUUGCGGGCCACUACCGACGUAAUCUCACAACGCGAGGAGAGUCGGGAUUGGGGGGGAGGCGCUUCAGUGCCGCCUCGCGGCGCUACUGUGACGGGGGGCGUCCACAUAGAUUCUAGUGUUGGUCCCCGGGGCGGUGCCGCUCCCAUGAGCGGGAUGGGCGCAGGUGCGGCCAGUCGCACCGAGGUGUCCGUGAGCCGGGCCAUGAGCGAGACUGCAUCCGGAGCAGGAGCAGUGCCACGGCACACACACCAUCACUUCUCUUCUGCAGCGGCCGCCGCUCCUGCCGCCGCUCUCGCCGCGAAGCUGUCGUCGAUGGAGCGAGGUGGGAUGACCGGGGUCCCGCAGCACAACCUCCUACCCCCGCGAGCCUCGCCGGCGAGCAGCCAGCCGCGCGUGCCCACGCCAGGGGCGCCAAGCGUGUCGCAGGCUACCACCACUUCCCCGAUGCCGACGAUGGGACGCGGCGGGCCGAGCAUCCCGAUGCACCACCAUCACCAUCACUUGGGCAUAGGCGCAAUGGCAACGAACAGUUCCGCGGCCAGUGACUGGGCCGCCAGCAACAGCGUAUCUGGGUCCACAACAAACAUCAACGCCUCUGGGCAGCGUACCCUGACCCCACCAACGCCGCAGUCCGCAUCGAUGCAGCAACAUCAACAUCAGCACAUGCAGCAGCAAUCCCAGCAACAGUUGCCGCAGCUGCAGCAGCCGACGCGCACCAUGAACAUUCCCGCCCCCUUGAGUGUGCAGCGCCGCACGGAAAAAAAUGCGGCAGCAGCCGCAGCAGCGGCGGCAGCAGCCGCAGCUGCCGCCCCGGCAGCCGCAGCCGCGAACGGCAGCGCGCCUGCCAAUUCGUCUAGCCCCAAUAAUAGUAGCGCGGCUGUAGAGGGAGGGGUUGCGCCACGCACCAUGUCCGCGCCUCUCGGUGGGAGCGCGAACGUCCCGGCGCCGCGCGGGGCGCAGUCGCUCCCCCAUCACCAGCACCACAUGCCCGUCUCUCACCACCAUCACCAUCACUAUCAUUUCGUCGCGUCCCCGCCCGCGGUCACUGCAGCUGUGCAGCCGCCCUCCGCUACGCACUUGCCACCAGCUUCCGAGGAGCGCGUUGCGACCAUUUCCGCCGACUCCACGGACUCGCCGGUGCCGGAGACGAACUUGCCCGCUAAUCAGACCUCUGCAUCGACCUCAGCUCCGGUCAGGUCCCCUCCUGCCACCAGCGCCUCGACGACUUCCGCACCCCCGCCAGCCUUGCGUGGCCUAGGCCGUAUCCCCUUGCACCAUCACCACCAUCAUAUGCACUUGAUGGUGAAUAAAGUAGAUGCACCUUCGGCGCCGCAAAGGCAGCCGCAACCGAUUCCUGCGACGUUGCAGCCGCAACCACAGCCGCACCUGCCGCAGCCGCAGCAGCGUGUGGCCACCGCAAUCGACAUGCAUGACCAGCAGCAGCAGGAGCGAACGAACGCCGCCAAUGGUCGCUGGCCCAAUCAAAAGGAGGAACUGCGAGGCAUGCUGCUGACCGCGCGCGUAUCGGAGAGCGCGGUCACGUACUUGCUGACGGACAUGAACAUAGAAGAGCUGCGAGGCUUGAAGUACGUCGAUUUCGAGAAGAAGCUUCGUGGUGGUAUUCCGCUGAUGUUAGACCGCCAGCGCAUUCGUCAGGUGCUGUCCAGCAGCGCUGCUGCGCAGAGUCAGUCGAGCGACAACGACGACUCCGCGACGAGCUCCAACCGCAAGACUGCAACCAGCGGAGUGGGCGCAGAGGAGGAGGCAGGCGGGUCUGGACUGCCUCGGCGACCCCCGGCCAUUUCCACUGGCGUGCAGAGCCCAGUGACGUCGCACCAGUCCUCGCCUAUUAGCAAGGCUGGAGUACAGGUGCCGCAGCCUCGAACGAAGAUGCAGCAGCAACAGCAGCAGACGCAGCAGUCCAUUAACGGCGGCAGCGCCGUGGCCUCGCCAGCGGAUGCGAGCUUUUCCUCACCGGAGAAGGAGUCUGACAAGCGCGAGAGCGGCACCAAGACGGGGAGCCCGACGACGGCUAGCGGCGCACCCCCCUCCCCGGUGCCGACCUCAACUCCGGCGCCUUCCCCCAACAGUAGCUAUAGCCCUAGUACUCGCAACGAGGAUCCCGAGGAUAGCCGUGAGGAGGAGCAGCGGCGUGGUAGCGGACGCCGCGGCGGGAAGCGUGGCGGUCUGGGCCGCGGCGGCUUCAGCUCAUCGCGCGUGUGCAGGUUCUUCGGUACUGCAGAAGGGUGCCAGUACGGAGACAAGUGCCACUACAUGCACAGCAAGUGA